This is a messenger RNA of Striga hermonthica, 271 nucleotides long. Lineage: Eukaryota; Viridiplantae; Streptophyta; Magnoliopsida; Lamiales; Orobanchaceae. The record is from the annotation of a GenBank genome assembly.
UAAAAAGGUAAAAACAGUUAAAACGUUUGAACUUGAUUUUAUUACGUACAUGUUGGACGAUGAACCGAGUUCCGUUAAGGAAGCUCUGUCCAGCCCAGAUGGACCACUCUGGGAAGAAGCUGUAAAUAGCAAAAUUGAGUCCAUUAUGCGAAAUCAUACUUGGGAGUUGGUUGAUCUCCCUGAUGGUUGUAAACCUUUAGGAUGCAAGUGGAUCCUAAAGAAGAAAUAUAAAGCUGAUGGUUCGAUUGACAAGUUUAAAGCACGUUUGGUU